Molecule: messenger RNA, 2457 nt
Organism: Leptosia nina
Lineage: Eukaryota; Metazoa; Arthropoda; Insecta; Lepidoptera; Pieridae
Source: the annotation of a GenBank genome assembly
AUGCUCCGACGUGUGGCUGCCCCUGUGGACCCUGUGGUCCGUGCGGACCCUGCGGCCCGUGCGGUCCCUGCGGUCCCUGCGGCCCUUGCGGACCUUGCCGUGGCCCGUGCCCUCCGUGCGGCCCCUGUGGACCUUGUGGGCCUUGUGGACCAUGUGGACCUUGCGGGCCGUGCGGCCCUUGCGGCCCCUGUGGCCCGUGCGGACCCUGCCGUUGCCCGUGCCCUCCGUGCGGACCUUGCGGGCCGUGCGGCCCUUGCGGCCCCUGUGGACCGUGCGGACCGUGCGGGCCCUGCGGUCCCUGUGGACCCUGCGGCCCAUGCUGCCCCCGCAGCCCUAACCCUACGAAGACUGAGACACAAGUCGUUUUCGUUGGGCCCAGCAAGAGUGAAAAGGAGCUCACGGUUCCCAUCACUGACGAGCGACGCCUCUACUAGGAAGAGCACAGACAUUCGCCACAGCAUAUCCAGUCCCAACCUCGCGAUUCGCUCUAUCAGAUGCGUCCCCAUGAGAAGCUUUAGCACCACGUAUAUUCGAAAAGCCAAAAGACCUCUAAGUACAAUUCCCGUGUGCCGGGAUCAAGUGAAUAGUCAAUACACGUCUUUAAGAUCUUACACGUGCAACGCUGGUUGCCCUUGCCCGUUUCCGUGCGGUCCUUGUGGAUGUAAGUCUGGCUGCAGCUGUCUGCCUCCGCCCUGCAACACACCACCUCGUUGCAUUCAGUACAUGACCGGCUAUUACUACUACCCUUAUGGUACUUGGUUUUGCGGACCGUACCACGUCUCUGGAACUUGUGUUCCUGUUCCGAAACCUGGUUGUGUACCCUGUGGGAAAUGCUGCGCAUGUCCCUGCAUUUGUCCUGCAGCGACUGUGUUCAAUCCUCCAGGAUUGGGAAUGCCAGCUCAGCAAGGUUCAUUUGAUGCUAGCCCGUCCAGGCGACAGGGUAUUUCGCGACUCUUCCCGAACUUCCCAAAACCCACUGGGUUCAACCCUAGAAAUCCCAUUCCUCCUAUCAUCUCUUCUAUUGUAUGCGAUCCUUACAUGACACCAAAUAUGAAUUCUCAAACCACAAGACCUCCUAUAUCUAUACCUGAAGAAUAUGAACCGAAGACUUCGUUACCCCAAUGGAAAGUGAAUGCAUCGUUUGGGAAAAAGUCUUUAAAAAGUCCCAUUUGCCAUAAACGGUUUCGUCAGAACUACCAAUGUCCGCAACUAGAUAGGCCGCGCGUCAUUUUAACCAACAACACUUGGAGGAAAGUCAUCCGAGGUUACUCCCGGAGAAUAUUUUUUGGCCCAGCAUCGAGCCCAAAGGAAAUCAAGAUCAAACCAAACAUCAAGGGCCACCGACUUGUACCGUACAGCAGUAUGUCCGCGCCGUGCAUUUCGAUUAGAACACCAGGAAGGUUUUUGAUUCCUCCACUCAAGUCUCGAUCAGCUAUCUUCGGUACGAAGAAACAGUCGCGGCAGUUUACCACGUGCCAAAACAGAUGCAACUCUUCUCCCUCUGCCAUUCAAGCUCUGAGUGCCGCGGGAAGCUGCAGCUGUCUCCCACCUCCAUGUGAUUGUCCCCCGAAGUGCAUUCAAUACAUGACCGGGUAUUAUUACUAUCCAUAUGGUACAUGGUUCUGUGGACCGUACCACGUAUCUGGUACUUGCAGCCCAUGUUCUGGACCGGUAACCGCGGGCGGACCUUGCGGUCCUGGCGGACCCUGCCCCGGAUCGUCAUGCGGCCCACCCGGUUUAGGGUGCAAAUGUGGUCCUUGUCUACCAUGCUGCGGUUGUGUGUUUGAAACAGGUAAUACUAAUAACUAUGGAAUGUGGAACCACUGUGCACCAUCUAGUUGUAGCAUGCCAGGAGCAAACAACAACGGACCGAUAGACGUUCUAGGUCAAUUUGGAUCUAACCAUGGUGCAAGCGGAUCUGUCAGCUAUGGUAUUCCUGGCCAAUUUCACAAUGGACCCGUGGACGUGCUGGGACAAUUUGGAUCCAGUUUUAAUCCUAUGGGAUCGGACUAUCACCCAGGACCGGUCGAUUUUUCUGGACAGUUCGGCCCUGCCUAUGGUUAUCCACACCCUCUUCAACCCCAGUAUCCUCAGAGUAAUUUCUAUAAUCAGAUGCCGCAAUAUGAUAGCCAGGGUCCCUGUAUGGGUCCAUGCUUCAAUGUACCAUGUGAACCUACUGCCGUGGAGCCUUUCAUCAGGCCUGAGAAUUUUAUCCCCCAAGCUACGUUUCCGGAGUAUUAUCAGAAGCAGCAACAGAUGGAAGCGCCAAAGCCAAUGAAGGCGAGAUGCAACGCGUUUCCAUUGUUGAAAAAGAGUGACAAAAGUCAAAACAAAGAUGGUAAAGCGGCCGUUGUGUCGUCGGCCGCUGAAUCAUUCACAUCGACGACUUGUCCCCAAAAUGUUAAACCAAAGCCGAUGCUGGGUCCACUACCAUUUAAAUUCAACAGAGGCAAGUAA